AUGGCUGGCAUGGAACUGUUGUCCGACCAGGGCUAUCGUUUAGAUGGGAGAAAACCAAAUGAGUUACGGAGAAUUCUUUUUAAAAAGGGUAUUUUCAAGCAGGCUGAUGGAUCGGCAUAUCUGGAACAGGGAAAUACUAAGGUUUUGGCUGCAGUGUAUGGACCUCAUGAGAUAAGAGGAAGCAAAAGUAGAGCCCGUCAUGAUAAAGUCCUGAUCAACUGUCAGUACAGCAUGGCAACAUUCAGCACACAAGAUCGCAAGAGGAGACCCAGAGGAGACAGAAAGUCCCUAGAGAUGACCACCCAUUUGAAACAGACAUUUGACGCUGUAAUUCUAACAGAGUUGUAUCCAAAGUCUCAGAUUGAUAUUUAUGUUGAGGUUCUUCAAUCUGAUGGUGGGAACUAUUGUGCCAGUGUGAAUGCAGCCACUCUUGCCCUGAUAGAUGCAGGAAUUCCAAUGAAGGAUUAUGUCAUUGCUUGCUCAGGCAGCUACAUCAAAGACACACCAGUUGUGGACAUCAAUAACCUGGAAGAGUCCAGUGGAGGAAAUGAGGUUAUCAUGGCAGUCUUGCCUAGAUGUGAACAGAUUGUGUUCUUGGAAAUGAACUCCAGACUACACGAGGAUCAUCUGUCCCCAGUCAUGGACCAAAUCAUGGCAGGCUGCAGGGAUAUCUUCGCUGUACUUAACCAGAAAGUUCAGGAAGAGCUUUGCCAGAAAGCAGCACUGGACAAAUUGGUUGAUUCUGGAUAG
This is a messenger RNA of Candidula unifasciata, 750 nucleotides long. The record is from the annotation of a GenBank genome assembly. NCBI's taxonomy places the organism in Eukaryota, Metazoa, Mollusca, Gastropoda, Stylommatophora, Geomitridae.